AUGCCGUUUUGCCGAACCAAGUUCAUGGCUGGUCACUCGACCGGCACGCUCGGUCGUUCCAUGCCCAGGGUGCUUUCUAUUGGUGCGUUGAGCGAGAAGUUUCCAAAUAACACGAUAGACGAAGCUGCUGACCUCCUUACUGCCUAUCAGGUGCCUCUAUCAAUUGAGACGGCUCCCGGGGGUGUUGAGCAUUCAAAUGGAUACCGUUCUGGACCAACUCUUGAAAAGACAAAAGUCGACCUUAGAGCUGAGUCUCCCCCAAUCGCCAUCCGUGCUAGAACUCGGCCUCCGGCGGUGGAGAGGCAUGCCGCAAAACACCGGGCGCCUUCAAGAACCCGUGCUCCUUCAAAAACCCGGGCCCGCUCCCCGGUUGCGCCCGUCGUAUAUUCACAGCAAGAGGAGGUUCCCAUCACCCAUCAAAAACGGCCUAGACAAGUGCACCGCCGUGAAACUGCUCCAGCCCGUCCAGAAGAGGCAACAGCCCCACGCCGCCGUAACAGCUCCUCCUCCCGUCAUCGGGAUGGCGAUCCUAUGGCCUCACGUGGUUACGCUCUCCCUCAUGGUGCCCAAUUUCAGGGGUGGGUUUCAGAACGCGGGUGGAAUAUGAACUUCUUCACGGAACAGGUUCCAGCACCCCCACCGCCACACCAUGCAUGGACACCAGAACAUAACGACAAUCCUGCCGCACCACUAAACUGGGCCACCGCGAGCGUGCAAAUACCUCCACCACCACCUCUUCACCGCCGGUACACAUCGGAUUAUGCCAGUCAUCCUGAUCCUUCCCCGCCAGGAGGUUGGUAUGACGACAGUGCUGCUGCCGAGCCUAGUACUAGGGAGACUCGUAAAGACCCUCUGCACCGUAACAGAAACUUCUCGAAUGCGGUGGAGACGGAAAGACCAGCGGCCAGAGAGAGUCGCAAACGGGAUCACCACAGGCCCAGGACAGACAGUAGUACACGCAAAGAUACGCACCAGAAGCGCGACCAUGUGCAGGGCCGUGCCGAGCAGGGUACGCAUUAUAGUGCCCGGUUUGAGUACGUUCAUCCUACGCCCGACGGGCAACCUGGUGGCUGGUACCACCAUGGGGAUUUUCCAAGCGCACACACUACUUACCAAUACACCUCCUACGAGACCCAUUACCAGGCCGAUCCAUAUGCCGAUGGCAUUCAUUAUGACUUUGAGCAGCCGUCAUUCCAUACAUAUAACGAAGGUAUGGGUUAUGGAGAGAGUAGCUAUCCCCGUCCAUCUGCUUCGCGCGGGGACUACCAGGAGCACAGUGGGGACUACCAGGAGUACCAUGGGGACUACCGGGAGCACCAUGGGGACUACCGGGAGCACCACGGAAGCAGUGGAAGACAUAGACAUGAAUAUCCAUCAAAUGGUGCGGCUGAAGCUGUACCGCCGGUAAAGGACUUGACGAAGCACUGGGUUGUAUUAGGGCUCCAGGAGGGUGCAGAUGAGGCGGCGAUUAGGUCGGCGUAUAAGAAGAUGGCGCUGAAGUGUCAUCCGGAUAGACAGGUGGGGAAAGACGAGAGAGAGAAGGAAAGGAUGGAGGAGCUGUUCAUCAAGGCGAAGGCUGCGCAUGAUACUUUGUUGAAGAAGUAG
Messenger RNA from Morchella importuna, 1605 nucleotides. RefSeq lists its product as uncharacterized. The coding region runs from base 1 to 1605 and encodes 534 amino acids. NCBI's taxonomy places the organism in Eukaryota, Fungi, Ascomycota, Pezizomycetes, Pezizales, Morchellaceae. The transcript is spliced from 2 exons. The record is from RefSeq and is a predicted model, not a curated record.